Messenger RNA from Mangifera indica (mango), 1207 nucleotides. RefSeq names its product abscisic acid receptor PYL4-like. Gene Ontology annotation, molecular function: protein phosphatase inhibitor activity; signaling receptor activity; abscisic acid binding. Lineage: Eukaryota; Viridiplantae; Streptophyta; Magnoliopsida; Sapindales; Anacardiaceae. The record is from RefSeq and is a predicted model, not a curated record. The coding region runs from base 226 to 915 and encodes 229 amino acids. The transcript has a single exon. Gene Ontology annotation, cellular component: nucleus; cytoplasm. Gene Ontology annotation, biological process: abscisic acid-activated signaling pathway.
AAGCCCUUCACCUACCUCUCCUUCUUCCUCUAUAUAUGCAAUUACACAAUCCAUGGAUUCUUCUGAAUCUAUACUGCUUUCUGAAACUGACUAACCCCAAUUUCUCCUUCUUCUUCUUCUUCUUCUUCUUUCCCUUUACAACUAUAAUUCUCCUCUCUUGGCUCUUUAUACAAACGAACAUCCACUGGCAAAAUUACCUACUCUUUCAAAAUACCUGUAAACCAAAUGAUCUCUCAAAAAAUGCCUUCGAAUCCACCUAAAUCCUCUCUUUUGCUCCACAGAAUCAACAACACGGCCACCGCCACCGCCACUGCCACCACAGCUAAUAUGCUUUGUCAGAAAGGCUUUCAAAAGCGAUUCCCUUUAACAUCUGCCACCCCCGUGCCCGACACCGUCUCACGUUAUCACUUCCACUCCGUCGGUCCCAACCAGUUCUGCUCCUCUUUCGUCCAGCAGAUCGCUGCUCCCGUCUCCACCGUCUGGUCAGUCGUUCGCCGCUUCGAUAACCCACAAGCUUACAAACACUUUGUCAAGAGUUGUCACGUCAUCAACGGGAACGGCGACGUCGGUACUGUCCGUGAGGUGCAUGUCAUCUCCGGACUCCCAGCCGAGAACAGCACCGAACGCUUGGAGAUCCUAGACGAUGAGCACCACGUUAUCAGCUUCAGCGUGGUGGGAGGUGACCACAGACUCGCGAAUUACAAGUCCGUUACAACACUCCACCCCUCACCUACGGGUAACGGAACGGUUGUUAUCGAGUCGUACGUCGUGGACGUGCCACCGGGCAAUACAAAAGAGGACACUGGCGUAUUCGUCGACACCAUCGUACGGUGUAACCUCCAGUCACUCUCUCAGAUCGCCGAAAAUUCAGCAAGACGCAACGUCAACAACACCACGGCCCAUCUUCGUGAGUGAACAGUUUAAUCGUCUAUUAUUAUUAUCAUCAUUACAACACAUGAUCUUAGUUCUGUUUCCGACCAAUGUCUUUGGUAAUACGCCGUCGUUUUUGUGAGUAUCCGAUGAGAGUUGCCAAAAACAAUAUGUCGCUGCCCCAUUCAGCAUCAUAUCCGUAAUUUACCCUUUUUUGCAUUUUUUUUUUCUCUAUUUCUCUGUGAAUGUGUUAAUAUAGAAAAUUUAGUGAGAGUUGUAAGGUUUAUUGUAUUUUGAUUGGUAAAUACCAUAUAUUGAUUCGAACUUUAACACAAAA